UAUAAAACUGCAGCUGCCGGAGAAACAGCAAGUCAAACCGCCUCGCAGAUCCAUCAGGGUUAGGUGUCGAUAGAUAAUCAAACAACACCAAGCACUUCGGUGAAUAAAGUGAAAUCCGUCGUAUUUAUUUUCGCUUUUCUUCUAAACGCGACAAGAAGUUAUCAGGAAGUUGAGAAAAUGCCGGAGAAGCAAGUGGCACCUGUUAUUAAUAACCUGGAAGGUUUCGAGGAGAAUUUACCCGGUUAUCUAAGUUCUGAAUAUCCGGUUGCCGUACUCUUGGAUUACGAUGGCACCCUGGCUCCAAUUGCGGAUAAUCCCGCCAAAACAAAGAUGCCUGUGGAACUGGAAGCCAUACUGCAUAAGAUAGCUAAGCAUCCCAAAGUAUUCCUAGCUGUGAUCUCAGGUCGAGGUCUCAAAGAUGUCCAGAAACAGGUCAGCAUCGAUGGAACUACUUAUGCAGGAAAUCAUGGACUGGAAAUUGAGUAUCCCGAUGGCUCUAGACAUGAUUACGAACUGCCCAAAGAGAUUCAGAAAAACUACACAGAUAUGGUUCAGGAACUGAAGGAAAAGGUGGAAAGGAAUGGAGCUUGGGUGGAGGAUAAGAAGGUUUCGCUCACCUAUCACUACAGAGAUACUCCUGUUGAACUGAAGGACCAGCAAAAGCAGUUGGCUUCGGAGAUUUGCAAAAAGUAUGGUUUUAGAGCGAAUCAGGCCCAUGAAGCCAUCGAAGCUAAGCCACCAGUAAAUUGGAAUAAAGGAGAGGCUGCCUUGUAUAUCCUGAAGCAAAAAUUCGGCGAUAAUUGGUCGCAGGAAGUGAGUGUUGUCUUUGCUGGAGAUGACACCACCGAUGAAGAUGCCAUGAGGGUCCUUAGAGGCUUGGGCCGCUCAUUUAGAAUUUCUGCAGAUCCUCAGAUUCAGACUUUUGCGGAUUUCCGAUUGCCAACACAGGCUGUAAUGACGGAUCUUCUAAAAUGGAUCGCUGAUGUUUAUGUUUCCUAGAUGUAAUAGAUUCUUUUAGAUGAAAUGUUUUCCGUAGAAUACACAACUUUUUUGACUUAUUCAAAUAAUAGAUCAUUUUUUAUGAAUAAGUAAAUAAAUAAGCAAUACUGAAAAUAAAUGUAUCAGAUAUUAAAUAAAUAUA
Messenger RNA from Drosophila rhopaloa, 1141 nucleotides. RefSeq names its product probable trehalose-phosphate phosphatase 1. The transcript has 4 exons. The record is from RefSeq and is a predicted model, not a curated record. Bases 178 to 999 code for a protein of 273 amino acids. NCBI's taxonomy places the organism in Eukaryota, Metazoa, Arthropoda, Insecta, Diptera, Drosophilidae. Gene Ontology annotation, molecular function: trehalose-phosphatase activity. Gene Ontology annotation, biological process: trehalose biosynthetic process.